Molecule: messenger RNA, 1393 nt
Organism: Condylura cristata (star-nosed mole)
Lineage: Eukaryota; Metazoa; Chordata; Mammalia; Eulipotyphla; Talpidae
Gene: CDX2
Product: caudal type homeobox 2
Exons: 3
Coding region: 366-1313 (315 amino acids)
Biological process (GO): animal organ morphogenesis; embryo development; cell differentiation
Cellular component (GO): nucleus
Molecular function (GO): DNA-binding transcription factor activity, RNA polymerase II-specific; RNA polymerase II transcription regulatory region sequence-specific DNA binding
Source: RefSeq, a predicted model, not a curated record
CUCCAGCCAUUGGUGUCUGUGUCAUUACUAAUAGAGUCCUGUAAACACUCGUUAAUCACGUAAGGCCGCCGGCUUGGGAUCCGCACGCCAGCCCGUGGCGGGUCUUCCCCGCCUCUGCAGCCCAGUGGGAAGGAGGUGGGAGGAAAGAAGGAAGAGAGGGAGGGAGGAAGGGAGGAGGCAGGCCAGAAGGAGGGACCGCCUUAGAGGCAGACGCGCCGCGAGGAGCCGGCGGAGCACCGCCGGCUGGGGCUCAGCCACCCGCCGCUCUUCGCGCCCCCUUGCCCUACCCCUUCGCGCCCACCCGGCAGUUCCCAGCGUCCGUUCCCAGGCAGCAUGGUGAGGUUUGCUGUCGGACCCACGCCACCAUGUACGUGAGCUACCUACUGGACAAGGACGUGAGCAUGUACCCAAGCUCCGUGCGCCACUCCGGCGGGCUCAACCUGGCGCCGCAGAACUUCGUCAGCCCCCCACAGUACCCGGACUAUGGCGGCUAUCAUGUGGCUGCUGCGGCAGCCGCGGCCGCGAACUUGGACAGCGCGCAGUCCCCGGGGCCAUCCUGGCCGGCUGCAUACGGCGCCCCGCUCCGGGAGGACUGGAACGGUUACGCUCCGGGGGGCGCAGCUGCGGCCGCCAAUGCCGUGGCUCACGGGCUCAACGGGGGUUCCCCCGCCACAGCCAUGGGCUACAGCAGCCCAGCCGAUUACCACCCGCACCACCACCCGCACCACCACCCGCACCACCCAGCCGCCGCGCCUUCCUGUGCCUCGGGCUUGCUGCAGACGCUCAACCCCGGCCCUCCCGGGCCCGCUGCCACCGCGGCCGCUGAGCAACUGUCCCCCGGCGGCCAGCGGCGGAACCUGUGCGAAUGGAUGAGGAAACCCGCGCAGCAGUCCCUCGGAAGCCAAGUGAAAACCAGGACAAAAGACAAAUACCGAGUGGUGUACACGGACCACCAGCGGCUAGAACUGGAGAAGGAGUUUCACUAUAGUCGCUAUAUCACCAUCCGGAGGAAAGCUGAACUGGCCGCCACGCUGGGGCUCUCGGAGAGGCAGGUUAAAAUUUGGUUUCAGAACCGCAGAGCGAAGGAAAGGAAAAUCAACAAGAAGAAAUUGCAGCAGCAGCAGCAGCAGCAACAGCAGCAGCAACAGCCCCCACCGCCCCCACCUCAGCCUCCGCAGCCACAGCCAGGCCCUCUGAGAAGCUUACCAGAGCCCCUGAGUCCCGUGUCUUCCCUGCAAGGCUCAGUGCCUGGCUCCGUCCCUGGGGUUCUGGGACCAGCUGGGGGGGUGUUAAACCCCACUGUCACCCAGUGACCUAUAGUGUCUACAGCAGCAGAGCAACUCCAGGCUGAGCUAUGAAGAGCAUGGACUCUGCUAGAAUCCUCAGGAGAGAC